ACUAUCUUUGUUAAUGUAGAUUUGAUGGGCGAAGUCCUAGACUUCGGUGGUCUGGCUAUUUUACAUGGAGCAAGAAAGGAAGUUGCCAAAGUGGAGUUUACUCUAAGAGAUAUCAAGGACCAACGUAUUCAAUGCUGCCUUUAUGGGAAACUAGCUGAGAUUUUCGAUCAUCAAGUGAAACCAAACAAUGGUGAUAUUUGUUUGAUCCGAAAUGCUAAAGUCGGAUGCUUCAAGGGAGAGAUGCAAGUAACCAAUUCAUUUGAUUCUUCAUUGGUUUUGAUCAAUCCAGAUAUAACAGAGGCUCAUGCACUCAAACGGAUGUUUAUUGGCCAAGGGGACAAUGUUGAUGCGAACCAACUUCACAACAUCAAUAUUCUGACUCAUCAAAAGCGCUUGAAAUGGUCUGAAAGUCCAUUCAAAACUAUUCAGGAAAUGAAACGCACUAAUCAGGGGGAAUUAUGCAGAGUUAUUUGUGCUGUUUAUGUUGUCGAUACCAGUACUGGAUGGUAUUAUUGUGCUUGUGUUGUUUGCAACAAUAUGGUGUCAAAACAGGCUAUUUGUUUUGAUGAAGUAUAUGUUCCAAAAUGGUGGUGUAACUUUUGUCAAAGAUUUCUUUCAAAGGUUACCCCGAGAUACAAGCUGGAUUUGCUUGUGCAGGAUGAGACUGGUGAGUCCAGGUUCUCACUACAAGAUUCGGUUUCAGCUACAAUGGUAAAAUUGGGUGCAUCCAGAGUCGUUGAUGUGUAUUCAGCUGAGUUUGAAGUUGAAGAAAUGUUGCCACCCGAGAUAGUGGCAAUUGUUGGCAAAAAUUAUGGAUUUGGUGUUUCUGUUGAUGAAAUUAACAAGGCUUCUGGUGUCGACAAAAUCAGUGCCAUGAAAGUUUGGGAUAUUAAUGAUAUCAUGUGGAAAUAUUUCAAGUCUCUUCAUCAACAAGAAUCCUAUUCCAGUAAGAAGCACUCCACAGGUCCUGUGUGUAUUGAAAAGGAUGCUCGCGACGAACCAAAUGAUGAUAAAAGUGGCUGAUGCAGUCAAACAUCUUUGGUUAUUUUUUAGGUGUUUUGUUUUUUGGUUUUUUUUUAAUUCCUGG
Molecule: messenger RNA, 1087 nt
Organism: Raphanus sativus (radish)
Lineage: Eukaryota; Viridiplantae; Streptophyta; Magnoliopsida; Brassicales; Brassicaceae
Product: replication protein A 70 kDa DNA-binding subunit B-like
Exons: 7
Coding region: 25-1023 (332 amino acids)
Source: RefSeq, a predicted model, not a curated record